AUGGACACUUUCCGCAGGCCUCCCUCAUUCCAGAAUAAUAUCCUCUUCACAGUUUCCGCCGACGGCGAGAUUAGAUCUUUGAAGUCACCUCAGCCAAGCUCGUUGAAGAAGCAAAUUCCGCAGCAAAAUCUUCGGCAAGUCAGGUACAGCAUCAAUACUGCCAUUGAGAUAGCACGGUCGGAAUACAUCCAGAUUGGCCUCCAACGGCGCUACUGGGACCCGCCGCUUCUUCCACAACACCAUGAACCGGCUUCCGAUCAUCUAGCCGUCGAUUCAGACAACAUUUCAAGAGCCGUGGCUCUGACAGAUAUCAAGAUCUCAGGCGAUCCGAUUCGGCUGUGCACACCCGACUUUCGGGUGGAACCGCGUGGCUUGAAAGUCGGCGCGUGUCUUUUUCUGAAUCUUCCUUACGGCGCCAAUGAUGCUUGCGGCCUGCAGGUGAAGAUGAAGGACGGCAGCGCAAGUGAUCAACCAAAAUUCAUCCUCGAAGUCUGCGCGGCUGUCCUCGACGCCAGGGCCGGAAAGAAAAUGUGGCGUCUCUGCACCCAGCACGACGUUACGGACAUGAUCAACGAGAUCGCCUUGAAGCGAACUGCUUCGAAGCCUACGUCAUCUAUGCUUGGGGAGACCUCACCCAACUCAGACACUCGGCCUCACCCCGAAACCUUUGACUGGACAGCUUUCACCGAGGAUGAGCUCGAAAGUCAACAGCACAUCCGCAGCAACGCCGCGUCCACCACACCGCGCCACUCCCGAACAACCCGCCUCUCAGGCUCCACCCUCGUUCCCAGCGCAGGAUCCUCCGCCCGCUCCACCCUCAUCGCCACAACACCAACACAGUACCACCACCCGCAGCAGGGGCCGCUCCCAGCCGCACCGCCGCAACCCUAUCCAGCAGCAACAGCACUAAAUAAACCCCUGCCGCCCGCGCCCCCUCCCACACCUUCCCUCUUCGCCACCAUCCCUGCCGACGUCCACUCCUUCCUCAAUCUCGCCCAGGCCAUCAAACACGCGCACGCCUCCCGCUUCUUCAUCCUCGUCCCGCGGCAGCACCAUUGCUAUCGUAACCGACGUCGCUUCGAACAAAGGGAUGACGAUGACAAACCGGUACUGAGCUUUCUCGGCAGCUACGCCAUUUCCUUCGUCUCGGCCGAGUUACACGAGAACGGAGGGGAGCUGAAUAAGGUGGUGGGGGCGGUAGAGCGUGCUGGUACAGAGGAAGGGUGCAAUGAUGGCAGUGGCAGGAGAGCGAAUUCUAGGGCAUUGGCGACUGGGUUGAGGGACCGGAAAAGCUCAAAGCUGGUGGAAGGCAUCGAGCUGGAGGGAACAAGGGAGAGGAUGCCGAAGGUCGUCGUCGACAAACUUGGAAGAGCGUAG
This is a messenger RNA of Lasiodiplodia theobromae, 1377 nucleotides long. RefSeq lists its product as uncharacterized. Bases 1 to 1377 code for a protein of 458 amino acids. The transcript is spliced from 3 exons. The record is from RefSeq and is a predicted model, not a curated record. NCBI's taxonomy places the organism in Eukaryota, Fungi, Ascomycota, Dothideomycetes, Botryosphaeriales, Botryosphaeriaceae.